Anolis carolinensis (green anole) is the source of this 1572-nucleotide messenger RNA. It is a transcript of the gene agfg2, whose product is annotated as ArfGAP with FG repeats 2. The coding region runs from base 83 to 1435 and encodes 450 amino acids. Gene Ontology annotation, cellular component: cytoplasm; cytoplasmic vesicle; membrane. Gene Ontology annotation, biological process: intermediate filament organization; spermatid nucleus differentiation; acrosome assembly. The record is from RefSeq and is a predicted model, not a curated record. NCBI's taxonomy places the organism in Eukaryota, Metazoa, Chordata, Lepidosauria, Squamata, Anolidae. The transcript has 12 exons. Gene Ontology annotation, molecular function: GTPase activator activity.
GCGGGGGCGGGCAGUCGGAGCGGAGCAUGCGCAGAGGCGCGGCGUGAGGCGGCAGUGUCUGAGGGGGCCGCGACCGGGGCGGAUGGCGGCGGGCGGGAGCGGGCCGAGGAAGCCGGGCUCCCCGCGGGACGCGGAGUCGGAGGUGUGGUCCCGCCGGGUGCGGGAGCUGGUCAGCUCGGCCCCGGCCAGCCGCCUCUGCUUCGAGUGCGGGCAGCGCGGCGUCACCUACGUCGACAUCACCAUCGGCAGCUUCGUCUGCACCACCUGCUCGGGGGCGCUCCGAGGCCUGAACCCUCCUCACCGGGUCAAGUCCAUCUCCAUGACGACCUUCACGGAGAGCGAGAUCCAUUUCCUCCAGACCCGUGGGAACGAGGCCUGUCGCAAGAUCUGGUUGGGCACCUUUGACCCUCGGACGUCUCUGCUGCCGGACUCCCAGGACCCCCAGAAGGUGAAGGAGUUCCUCCAGGAGAAAUACGAGAAGAAGAGAUGGUACGUCUCCCCAGAGCAAGCCAAAGGCCUGGCCUCCCUGUCUUCCCAGAGCUCCACCGCAGAGGCAAAGACGCUGAUGGGUGAUUCGGGGCCUUCCUCCUCUGCAACAGCCGCAGCCAAGCUUUCCCAGGCCCCAGAGAAGGCCCAUCCGCCGGCCCCUCCACCGGCCAAGAAAGCCAGCGUGGACCUCCUGGCCGACAUCGGAGGAGACCCCUUUGCGGCCCCCCAGCCCGGACCUGCCUUCACAGCCUUCCCUGCCUUCGGGAGCCCGGUGCCAGGCCACCCCACCUUCACCAGUUUCGAUGCCUUUGGUGGGAGCCACAUGGCCUCGGCCUUUGGGGACGCAAUGGCCUCCGGCCACAGCCCUUUCCAGAGUCCUCCGCUGCAUGCAGGGGGCACCCACCUGGGCGGAUUCCCGGCCUCCCCAGCCAGCCAACCAGGGGUCAGCAUUCCGGACAUGGGCGGGGCCUUCAGAAUGGGCGGAGUUCCAAGCAGUGUCUUUGGGGCCCUGAGCCAGUCUCCUGUCCUGCCUCCACAAAGCCCGGCCCCGGCCUACGCAGCUUGCACCAACCCCUUUGCCACGUCUGCCGCAGCGCAGCCCACCCUGCCUUCCACGAACCCUUUCCAGACUAACGGCUUGGGCCCAGGGGCCUUUGUGGUGGGCUCUCCCAGCAGCUUCUCCUCCUCCUCCUCCUCCCCGCUUUCGGGGGUCUUUGGGUCUCCGUUGCAGCAGCAGCCACAGCCCCAGGCCCCCCUCUUCCCUCCGCAAGCGGUCCUGGCCCAGCAGAACGGCGGUGGGUCACCUUUCAGCGGAUUCGCCGUGCCCAAAGCCGGACAGAGGCCGCUCGGACAGCCGGUUGGCAUCUCCACCAAUCCUUUUGUGACCCCGAUGUCGCCCUCGCCCUUCUCCCUGGCGAAGCACCCCCACACCAACCCCUUCUUAUAGCGCCGGCGGGGGUCCGCAGCCCUCGGAGGAAGCACUUUGAACGCAUUUUGGAGAGGACGCCUUGCCCUUGCGUUGGUCCACGUGGCCUGGUCAAGACAGGGGAGGCUCCCCACAGUGCUUUAAAACCGAUGAAGGCG